GGGAGGGGGGAGGUGACUUGAUGUCAUCCUGAGCAGCUGGGCGGCGGGUGCCGGUGCGCAGCGAGCCGGGGCUCCCGCUGCGCUGCACCGUUCGGAGCUGAGUCCCGAGAUAUCUGCUGAGGGUCGCGUGCUGCCGGGCCAUAGCCCAGACCCCACCGAGCGCCCGACCCCUUUUGGGGCUGAGCUGGGGGCAUGCUCCAGCACCCCCAGAGCCUGGGAGCGAACCCAGGAGCGCCGCCGCCCAGCCCCAGCGCCCCGAGCGGCGGAACCACUGCUAAGGACCCUUGAACCGUCGUCCCCUCCACCGAGGCAACCUCUAGGGUCGGCGACCAAAGUCUGGGUUUCUGAGAAAAGAGCCAGCGUGGGAACCCUGACUGGACUCUUCUGGACCCCCAGGAAAAACUUGAGCCAUUGCUUUUCUACCUUGCCUGCCCCCCCAGGACUGGGCAGUUGCCAGAGGCCCUGGGGGGGGGGGGUCAGGACUGUGGUUGUGCGCCCCCCCCCACUGGACAGCAUGGGUCCCAGCUAGUGUGUGGGGGCCCAUUCUGCUUACUCCAGACCCACAAGGAGCCCCUUGGGCUCUGAAGGAUUGAGGAGCUGCCCCACUGGCCAUGGAGACGAAGCUGCCCCCUGCGAGUACCCCCACAAGCCCCUCCUCCCCAGGGCUGUCUCCAGUGCCACCACCAGACAAGGUGGAUGGCUUCUCCCGCCGGUCCCUCCGCAGGGCCCGGCCCCGUCGCUCGCACAGCUCCUCUCAGUUCCGCUAUCAGAGCAGCCAGCAAGAGCUCACUCCCCUGCCCCUGCUCAAAGAUGUGCCAGCUUCUGAGUUGCACGAGUUGCUGAGCCGGAAACUAGCCCAGUGUGGGGUGAUGUUUGACUUCUUGGACUGUGUGGCUGACCUCAAGGGGAAGGAGGUGAAGCGUGCAGCCCUCAAUGAGCUGGUGGAAUGUGUGGGCAGUACCCGGGGGGUCCUCAUCGAGCCUGUCUACCCAGACAUCAUUCGCAUGAUAUCAGUAAAUAUCUUCCGGACCCUGCCACCCAGUGAGAACCCUGAGUUUGACCCUGAAGAAGAUGAGCCCAACCUUGAGCCUUCGUGGCCACAUCUGCAGCUGGUAUAUGAGUUUUUCCUGCGUUUCUUGGAGAGUCCAGAUUUCCAGCCCUCUGUGGCCAAGAGAUACGUGGAUCAAAAGUUUGUCCUGAUGCUCCUGGAGCUGUUUGACAGUGAGGACCCCCGGGAACGUGAGUACCUCAAGACCAUCUUGCAUCGGGUGUACGGCAAGUUCCUGGGUCUCCGGGCCUACAUCCGCAAACAGUGCAACCACAUCUUCCUCCGGUUCAUCUAUGAGCUGGAGCACUUCAACGGUGUGGCUGAGCUGUUAGAGAUCUUAGGAAGCAUCAUCAAUGGGUUUGCCUUGCCCCUGAAGACUGAGCACAAGCAGUUCCUGGUUCGAGUCCUGAUCCCCUUGCACUCUGUCAAGUCACUAUCUGUCUUUCACGCUCAGCUGGCAUACUGUGUGGUGCAGUUCCUGGAGAAGGAUGCAACCUUGACAGAGCAUGUUAUCCGGGGGCUCCUCAAAUACUGGCCUAAAACCUGCACCCAGAAGGAGGUGAUGUUCCUGGGGGAGAUGGAAGAGAUCCUUGAUGUCAUCGAGCCCUCCCAGUUUGUGAAGAUCCAGGAGCCCCUCUUCAAGCAGGUGGCUCGCUGUGUCUCCAGCCCCCAUUUCCAGGUUGCAGAGCGGGCUCUGUACUUCUGGAACAACGAGUACAUCCUGAGCCUCAUUGAGGACAACUGCCACACUGUGCUGCCUGCGGUGUUUGGGACCCUCUACCAAGUGUCCAAGGAGCACUGGAAUCAGCGCAAGCAGAACGGGACUUCAGGAAUCUCUUCACACCUCUCCUGCUCUGUCAGAACCAUCGUGUCCCUGAUCUACAACGUGCUCAAGACAUUCAUGGAGAUGAAUGGGAAGCUGUUUGAUGAACUUACAGCCUCCUACAAGCUGGAAAAGCAGCAGGAGCAGCAGAAGGCCCAGGAGCGGCAGGAGCUAUGGCGAGGCUUGGAGGAACUGCGGCUACGCCGGCUACAGGGGACCCAAGGGGCCAAGGAAGCCCCUGUCCCCCAGCCUACACCCCAGGUGGCUGCCAGUGGGGGUCAGAGCUAGAUACAUCUAGAACAGGAGAAGCUAAACCCAGAGCUAUCAGCCCCUCCAUCCCUCUGCCCAGGGGCCCAAUGAGGCCCACGCCUCCCCGUGGCCUUGCCAGAGUGGCUCUAGGACUCCCUACCAGCCCCAUGGGAAUAGCUUUCAUGGAGGGGGAGACAAGAGAGCAAGAUGGUAGUCUUGGCGGCAGAACUCUCAGGCCUUUGUGGCAAGAUUCUGGCAAGACUAGACCAGGGCAAGUAUGCAACUGGGAAGCUGCCAUCAGGGGUCCUCCCCUGCCCUACACAGCCAGGCUCCAGGCAGCAGCUGGGCGGCUAACCCUGCUCCUGGCCUGGGGCGUGGACACUAAGCCUGGCCAGGGCCCUCCUCACCCCACCAUGGGGGCACAGUCUAUUUAUUCUGCCCAGCUCACCCUCAACAAGACACUGUCCAGGGACAUCCUCCUCUCCUCUCCCUUGCCCUGAACUUCCUUUAUCCCCUUUUUAUUUAUUGGGCAGGGGGAGGGGUGAGGGCACAGGCAAGAAGAGAUUCACAUUGUCCUGGGGUGAGGGGGGUCACAAUAAUCAUGGUCUGCCCCCUCAUCUGGCUAGGGGGCAGACUUAAUAAAGAGCGAAACUCAA
This is a messenger RNA of Apodemus sylvaticus (European woodmouse), 2776 nucleotides long. It is a transcript of the gene Ppp2r5b, whose product is annotated as protein phosphatase 2 regulatory subunit B'beta. Bases 612 to 2159 code for a protein of 515 amino acids. NCBI's taxonomy places the organism in Eukaryota, Metazoa, Chordata, Mammalia, Rodentia, Muridae. The transcript has 14 exons. Gene Ontology annotation, biological process: protein dephosphorylation; signal transduction. Gene Ontology annotation, cellular component: nucleus; protein phosphatase type 2A complex; cytosol. The record is from RefSeq and is a predicted model, not a curated record. Gene Ontology annotation, molecular function: protein phosphatase activator activity.